AUGUUUUCUUAAAUAUUCAUAUUAUCUCCAAGAGGUGACACAAUCAUCAAUAGAGAUUUUAGAUCUGAUUUACCUAAAUCUACUCCAGAGACUUUUUUUAGAUAAGCUAAAACUUACUCUGGAGAUGCAAAUCCUUUAUUUACUGUUGAUUGUAUACAAUUUGCUCAUAUCAAAAGAGGAGGUUCUUUUCUUAUUUUUACAAUUAGGAUUGUAUAUUGUAGGUACAUCCAGAUUUAAUUUACAACCAGCUAUGUCAUUAGAACUAUUAGAUCGAUUAGCAAAAGAGAUUAAAGAUUUUUGUGGAGUCAUCAAUGAAGAAGUCCUUAGAAAGAAUUUCAUUCUCAUAUAUGAAGUAAACUAUUAUUCAAAUAUUUUAGAUUUUAGAUGAAUCAUUUGAUUUUGGUUACCCUUAACUUAUGGCUACAGAAUAAAUCAAACCACUCAUUGUUAAUGACCCUAUUCAACCUUAACCUGAUUCUGUCAUGAAUUCCCUUAGACCAAAAAUUCAAACUUUCAAUAUUUUUGUUCCUAACACUAUUGGAAGUCAAGCUGUUUAAAGAUCGGUAUUAAACAAAAAUUAAGCAAAUGAAAUUUUUGUUGAUAUUUAUGAAAAACUCAAUGUUCUCUUUAAUUCUAGUGCUUAUGUUAUCAAUUAGAGUAUUGAAGGAUGCGUAUUCUAUAUGAGUAUUAUAUUAGAUUCAAAUGACAUCAUUUUUAUAAGGAAAUCCACCUCUAAAAUUGGCUUUGAAUGAUGAUCUAUAAAUAGGUAGAUAAUAAGGAUAGUAUUCAGCUGGAGUAAUUUUGGUAUUAUUUAUUUAAUUAUAAUUAAGGAUGACUGUAAUUUUCAUGAAUGUGUUAAUGCUAAUGAAUUAGAUAUGAAUAAAACUUUACGUAUCCAACCUCCAGAUGGUUAAUUUGUUGUUAUGAAUUAUCGUAUAAGUGGAGAUUAUGCUGCUCCUUUUAGAUUAUUUCCUAUUAUUGAGGAAAUCUCAUCAUCCAAAAUAGAAGUCACUAUUAAAUUAAAAGCUUGUUUUGAUGCUAAAAUUAUUGCCUCUUAUGCAACUAUUCGUAUUCCUAUUCCCAAAUAGACUGCUAAUGCUUACACUGAAUUAGUAAAGAAUGCUUAAUAAGAAACAGCAGAAUACGAUUCAAACAAAAAAAUGGUUGAAUGGUAGAUUAAAAAACUUAAUGGUGGCUAAGAAAGAUCAUUAAAAGUACUCAUUAUAUUUUAUUAAAUUCUUAGAUCAAAUUAACACUAUAGGCUACAUAGACUGCUCAUACAGCUAGAAAGGAAAUUGGCCCUAUUGCUAUGAAUUUUGAAAUACCAAUGUUUAAUGUCAGUAGAUUAUAAAUCAAAUACUUAAGAAUAGAAGAGAGAGGCAAUACUACUAAUCCUCAUAGAUGGGUUAGAUAUAUAACAUAGAGUAGUUCCUAUGUAUGUAGAAUAUGAAAUUAAGUUAAUAUGCAU
Messenger RNA from Paramecium sonneborni, 1468 nucleotides. Lineage: Eukaryota; Ciliophora; Oligohymenophorea; Peniculida; Parameciidae. The record is from the annotation of a GenBank genome assembly.